Molecule: messenger RNA, 1329 nt
Organism: Zea mays
Lineage: Eukaryota; Viridiplantae; Streptophyta; Magnoliopsida; Poales; Poaceae
Biological process (GO): SNARE complex assembly
Cellular component (GO): lytic vacuole; endosome
Molecular function (GO): SNARE binding
Source: RefSeq, marked validated
UCAUUCACCUGCCUCUUCAUCUCAGCCUCACGCCACGCACGCAAUGGCUGGCGUUCGUCUCGUCGGCGUGCGUCCGUCCCCUGGCCGUCUGGAGAGGUGGGUGGGGAGUCUACCGGACGCGGGUAGCCGGGGCGGUCGCCCCACCUUGCCGAUACGAGGUGUCCGCUCCUAUUUCAUUCGGUCCAUUCCGCCUCUCGGAAGAGUUGAGAGAGGAGUAAGGAAGGCGAGGACCUCGCGCCCCGCGAUGGGCGGCGACCUGUACGCCCUCGACUUCGACGGCGUCUUGUGCGACAGCUGCGGGGAGAGCUCCCUCUCAGCCAUCAAGGCUGCGAAGGUGAGGUGGCCGUCGCUGUUUGAGCAGGUUGACGCCGCCAUGGAGGAGUGGAUAGUGGAGCAGAUGUACACCCUUCGUCCAGUGGUGGAAACAGGAUAUGAAAACUUAUUGCUUGUAAGGUUGCUUGUUGAGAUCCAGAUACACUCUGUUCGAAAAUCAUCAGUUGCAGAUGGGCUUAGCAUCCAAGAAAUAUUGGAGAACUGGUCAAAACUGAAGCCCACUCUCAUGGAUGAGUGGCAAGAAGAUAGGGAAUCUCUUGUAGAUCUCUUUGGCCGUGUAAGAGAUGACUGGAUUGAAAAUGAUUUUUCGGGCUGGAUAGGUGCUAACAGGUUUUAUCCUGGAACAGCUGAUGCAUUGAAGCUUUCAAGCUCCGAAGCAUACAUAGUCACAACAAAACAGAGUAGAUUUGCUGAAGCGCUACUCAAAGAAUUGGCUGGAAUAGACUUUCCCUCUGAAAGGAUAUAUGGCCUUGGCACUGGUCCGAAGGUUAAAGUUCUCCAGCAGCUGCAGCAAAUGCUGCAGCACCAAGGCCUAAAACUUCAUUUCAUCGAGGACCGACUAGCGACUCUGAAGAAUGUGAUCAAAGAACCAGCACUGGACAAUUGGAACCUCUACCUGGUGAAAUGGGGAUACAACACACAGAAAGAGAGGGAAGAAACAGAGGCUAUACCAAGGAUCCAACUCAUUGAUCUACCAGAUUUCAGUAGGCAGCUCAAAUAACUACCAAUGGCGUCGACUUGUGAAUCUUGGAAACUUUGUUUUUGUUUGGUAUACGUAACUAAUGAACAGCAGAAAUACUUGAUUUUUCGAUUGGAUAUCGUUGUUCACAUAUCCGUGUACUGAUUUUUUUUCCAAGCAUUCUCGGUAAACUGAGACGUCAUGCCGUGAGCCCGCGCACGGGCUUCACAGCUCAUAACGAGAAUCGUUGCGGGAAAAGCACUUACCUCCUCAACUACAACUAGAAAAUAUGAUGUCUCGACUGUGUUUGGUUUAAG